CAAUAAGACCGAAUUCGUGUUGAGUUUGUAGUUCAGUUGGCAUUGUGGACUCUUUGCUGUGAAUUCGAAGUGAAAAAAAACGAUGGAAAAAUCGAGUACCAUCAACUAUAACGAAAAUCUUACACCAUCCGCACCAACUUUGAAUGGGAGCAAUCUUAACAGUCCAGAAGAUACAGGAGCAGACCCCCGUUUUAUCGAUAAUGGAUUUAAUAAUGAUUUCGGUCAAAAAUCUAACUUUGAGCCACCACCCCAGCAAUCUACCAACUCAAUUCCAUCAUUUAUGCCGCACCUGCCAGAUUCAGAUGACUCAUACUGUGGUCGUUUGUUCAAAAAUCGUAGACAAAUUAGAUCUAUUGCAGGAGGUCUUUUGCUGAUGUUAGGCUCAGGUCUUCACAUUGGAUGGGGUAUAUGGCGUUCAAGUUAUUACGGAAGAUGGAUAUUAACUGCGAAUGACAGUAUUGUCAUUUUUAUGAUAAUGGCAUGGUCGUUGGGUGCAUUUCUCGGAGGAUUCGCUGGCUCUAUCAUAACGCCAAUGUUGAAGAAACAAUCAAUUUAUUUACUAUCGGCUGCAAUUUUCAUUGUCGGUAAUGUACUGAUCAUUAUUUGGGACGAUGAAGGAGGAGCUAUUGGUGCUGGGCGUGUAUUGACUGGUGCCGCUCAUGGAAUAGGUUAUGUCACGUUAAUUACCCAUGCUGGAGAGAAUGCUGCACAGAAUAUGCGUGGAACAAUACUGUCGAUUAUUAACUGCAUGCUAUACACCGGAAUAUUCGUAUCGGUUAUUAUCACCGGAACCGUUCAGUACAAUAGUAUUGGCGUACCUGAUACAAUAUCGGAUGAUCGAAUUGUUGUUAUUGUGAGCAUUCCGUUAGCUAUUUUAUCCAUUGCUGCUUCGAUGAUGACGAUAGAAUCAGUUCCCUUCCUAUUGCAUAGAAAUUGCCACGACAACGCAAAGUUCAAUUUGCAAAAUCUGAGGGGUUCUUCUCACGAGACAUUGGAAUUGACGCGUGAAAUGGAGGAAUUACAUUUGAUGAUUAUCCAGGACAAACGGGAUAGUUGGAACAUAUUUACUGAUGGAAAUGUUAAACCACUAGUGUUAACGAUUCUGAUGCGAAUAAUGGUGGCAAUGACGAAUAAUUACCUAAUCAACGUCAUUACGAUAUUAUUCACUUUUCGAAUGUUCAAUUUGCACCAAUAUCGUCUUGUCCCGCUGGUAGUUGUUGCUCCCAGAUUAGCCAUGUCAAUCGUGCAGAUUUUCUAUGCAGAUGUUUUAAAGCGAAAAAUUCAAAUAAUUGUUUCGUCAGUGUUUGCCGGAAUCGUUUUGAUUAUCAUUGGAAUAAUAUUAAACGCUGUACAGUCGUGGGCGGCCACUGUAACAAUUUCAGUUUUAUGGCUAAUCUUUCAACUGGCAUGUAGUAUGGGCAUGGAUCAAAUGCAAGAUGUAUAUUUAUCCGAAGCAUUUUCAACGGCCAAAAAGCAAUGGUCGUUGCCAUUUGUUGCUGGCAUUGAUCAUAUGUUUCACAUAUUUAUGAUUGGAAUGUUCUUUGCUGGUAUUGACUCACUAGCUCAUUUGUAUGCCAUCAUUUUUAUUACCGGAAUAGUGGUAAUCAUUUUGGGAGUUGUUCUUGUCUUAGCACUACCGGAAACUCAGAACAUGUCACUAAAGCAGGCUAAGGAUUCAUUCAUUAAUUACACGAUUAACAUAUCUUCGCCGUUUGCGUAAGUUUCGAACGAACGAUACGAGAUGUUCAUCAUUUACUUUUCUUCAUAUUGUAAAGGAAAUUAACACCAAAAAUAAAUAAAUUUGUGAAAUCUUCGAAA
Bradysia coprophila is the source of this 1818-nucleotide messenger RNA. RefSeq lists its product as uncharacterized. Gene Ontology annotation, biological process: transmembrane transport. The record is from RefSeq and is a predicted model, not a curated record. NCBI's taxonomy places the organism in Eukaryota, Metazoa, Arthropoda, Insecta, Diptera, Sciaridae. Gene Ontology annotation, cellular component: membrane. Gene Ontology annotation, molecular function: transmembrane transporter activity.